Drosophila grimshawi is the source of this 438-nucleotide messenger RNA. RefSeq lists its product as uncharacterized. Bases 1 to 438 code for a protein of 145 amino acids. The record is from RefSeq and is a predicted model, not a curated record. The transcript has a single exon. NCBI's taxonomy places the organism in Eukaryota, Metazoa, Arthropoda, Insecta, Diptera, Drosophilidae.
AUGAGCGAUAAUCAGGCAGCGCUAGCGCCAAAGGAAUCAUCAACAAAUUGCGAGUGUACGCCACAACAGCAACAACAACAACAACAGCAGCCAGCAGCAUUGCAACCGUCGUCGGCAUCCCUUGGCGCCACAGUUGCUGCAGCUGGUUGUGCCACAAAUGUUGUAACCAUACCGGUGCCCAUUCUCCAAACCGAGGGUAAUUUUGCAUACGUCACCGUUAAGGGUUCUCUACACGAUUAUACGUGCACCGUUUUUGGCCUAAAUCAGGCCGAAGUGCAGGCGUUAUCCACGAGACUCUCGGUCAAGCCGUGUGUGAAUGGUGUGCUGAUCCCAGUGCCACCGAUGGUGAUGCUGAACACCCUGGCACAGCUCAGCUACAAGGUUGUCUGCAGUUGCGGCGAGGCCGAAAUCUGUUGGACUAUGCAACGUGAGGUUUAA